AUGGGUAACAAUCCUACGAAAAAGAUUCGUGAACGCUCGCCAUAUGACUUAUGCUCCUACAACGACUUUUUGGAGUAUAUUCGGGAAAUGAAUAGGAAGUAUGUUUUUGCUAUUUAAACAAGAUUGAACUAAUUUUUUUAGCUACCGGAAGUUUCAACUUCAAGAAGAUAAUUAUCUGUGCUUUGCUCUGCAAAAAAAGUGCCAUUGAUGAAUUACUGCCUUUCGAAUGGAAAUCGACUGUCGAAAUCAUUUGCUGCAAGGUUUUUUUUUAAAUAUAAGCUUUUUUUGUCAAUUCGCUUUCAUUUUUGGGGAAAAAAACUACAUAAUCUUGGUCUAUAUCUAUCUUUUUUGCUGUCUUUACUAGGAAAAUAUUGAGGAAGGAUUUUUUUUUUUGAGUGUUGUCAUAUGUCUGUAUUUAUCAAACGGAAAAAAAUUGGUUCAACUGAGAUUUAAAUGUUUAUAUUGAGUGUAUUAUAUCUCAAUAGAAAAUAGAAAAAUAUUAAUACAAUGUUUACAGGUCGAUCGAGCGUCGAAGAAGCUUAUUUCUUGCAAAUAUCUGUCGUUCAAGGAGUUUAUCAACGCUUAUGAAGUCCACAAGAUGUUGAUGGAAAAGACGAACCAAGUUGACGUGAUGACAUCCAGCAAAUAUGUGUUCAGUGAAACGUUAGUUUGAAACAAGAAAAUAUUUUUAUUUAUCAUAUUUUUUCAGUUCGGACAAUGAGGGAAACUGUGUGAUCUGCAUGGAGGUCCCGAAUGAGGUAAUUUUUCGUUUUUCUUGAAUAAUUCUAAAAUUCAGCAAGAGCUUUAGUGUGUUUCGAUCUCGGACAUGAGAGAAUAAUUGAGCUCAAAAUAAGACCAUAGCCAACGCAAGUGGGACAUAAUUUUUAGGGAGAUUUUCUAUCAAAGUUUUUUCAAACCCUCAGAAACUUUUCGCGAAACCAAGCCCACAGCUUUAUUGUUUUGCUUACUCAGACAAAUUCAACACGUGGUUAAAAGGUGUCGGAAACCUAGAAGAUCUUGUGAAAGCCUUCGUAAGGUGAAAAUGGAGAAAACCUGCCAGAAGCUUCCCAAAUUUUAUCUUGGUAUAACAAUUCCUUCCCAUUUUUCUCCGAAAAUGAAAUCUCGAAGUUAUUUUCCUUAUUUGGAUUGCAUUUCAGGUCUUGUUGCCGUGCCUUCACUCCUUCUGCCUCGUGUGCAUUUCCAACGAAAUAGAGUUUCGCCCUCAGUUUUGCUGUCCAAUCUGCAAGAUGCGCAUUGAAAAGCCUAUCGAAUCGUCUUGGGAAGUUGCCGAUGCCCCAGACCCGGAAGAAGUCGACGGUUAUUUGAGGGAACUUGCUAAUUAGAUCCUCAUUCAGUUGUAAAAGUGUAAAAAAAGUUAAAAAAACGGAGAUUAAUCUGUAAUAAACCAAAACAUGUGCAAUUAUUUGUUGAUUUCGCGUUUUUGAACUGAAUUAUUUUUGAAUUUGCCCACUGUAUUAUAUGUAUUUAUUUAUAAAUCUUGUCCACUUUUAGGCUAGAUUUUGUUACUACCCCUGUUUUCUGGAAAGCAGAUCAUUUUAAACGCUCAUUCCGUUUUGAAGUUUAUUCGUUUAAAAAAAGCUAGAUCGUAUUUGUUUUUAAAUUUUUGUUUCUUCUCCCGUUUGAUUUUCUCCCAGUUUCUUUUUUUCCAGGUUCUAUUUUGUACAGACGAGUUGCCAAGUUUUACACUGCUUCAUGCGAAUGCUUUUGCACUUUAGUUGUCAAAAAACAUUCCGGGUUACGUGUUCAUAUUUCUGUUGUCAAAUGCAUAAGUUUGUUCGAAGUUGUUCAGUAAAAUGUUCAAAGAAAAUUUGUGUGCUCAUCAAAUUUGAAAUGAAAGAAAAUCGCAAUUGAAUCAGGUAGAAAAACUAGUUCAAUUAGGCGUAUUAGAAAAGGGAAGACAUAAGUAAGUGGUUUACAGAUACAAAUAGCGAGUGGAGGUUGUGUUGAAAGAUUCAUUUUGGUUCUCUUCGAUGUUUCUCUUCUUCGUACUUCUGAGUUUCCUAAUGUAUCUAUUCGGGUAGGGAAUCAAAAUUGCAUUUUUCAAAGUGUCGAUAUCUCAGAAAAAACGUAUGAGAAAAUAAUAUUGUCAUAUAAAAAAAAUGGUUGUGUUAAGUUUCGAGUUUUUUUCUCAAUCUACACGACAUCCAACUCUUCCGUUUUUUAUAGCUGAUUUUCGGAUAGCUUGGGACUAUGAAGGGGCGUGGCGUGUCUGUGCUCUCCACGAGCCAGGCACUGUCCCUUCAAUUAUCGUGCCAGGACCCUUAUUCGACGACUCAAGUCAGCCGCGAACCAGUUGUAUGGAUUAGUUAAAUCAAAUUUUUGGCAAAAACUAGAAAAAAAAAUCUGCAGAAUGAGAAAAAGAUCUUCACAACAAAAAUGUCCUUUUCGAAAAAAGAUGUCAAUAUAUGUCAGAGUGAUAAAGAAGUACAGUAACUAGACUUUCGGUACAUUGUAGCCGACGCGAGUUAUUUUUUCGCGCGGGACAGAAAAAGUACAGUAAGUGACUGUUGAGUACAGUGUAGCCGAGUUGAGUUGCAAUAAAAGUUUUUUGCCGCGCUAUCACAUCUCGAUGGCUUUCUUUCUUCUCUUUCUGGCGUUCAUAUUUUCCUUUUUCGCGUAAGUUUUUCUAUUAGUUGGUUUAAAGUACUUCGAGAGUUCCAUAAUUUUGGGCAUAUGAAAAAGAAAUAGACGAGUUUUUUCAAGUGUGCAAACAUCACAGAAAAUGUUGUUCUUUUUUUCAGUUUUCACAUUUUUUCAGCGAUUCACUAUUAGAAUGGAACUCCAACUAGUUUUUUUAAUUUAACCUUUGAAAUGAAGCAAAAAAAGUGUUCAGAGAGUGUAGUUUCUUCAAAAAAAUGUCAUUCUUUAAAAACUUCAUUAAAACACCUUUUUUUCAAUAACGAAAUAAAAAGAGGUGAAUGGAUAAAAAAAUGAUCUCAAGGGUUUUUGGAGUUCAUAUAAGAAACUUCUUUCCAGAUAUUUUUCAAUGGGUUCACGGGUAUUGGAAACGCAAAGGGAUCCAAGGACCGCCUGGGAUUCCAUUUCUCGGCAACUAUAUGCAGGUCGCAAACGUACAUAAGCCACGAUAUUUUGUACUAAACAAAUGGACAAAGGUUUUUCCAAUAUUAUGUUUCUAUGGUACUUGAAAUUUUCAGAAGUACGGAAAAAUUUUCGGUUACUACGAAGGAGCAACAAAAGUCCUUGUGGUCAGCGAUUUGGAUAUGCUCCAGGAACUUUUUAUCAAGAAGUUUGAUAAUUUCUACGCCAGAAAGGUUGGUAAUUUCAUUUUUCUUGAAAUAAUUUUUCGAAUAUUUUUAAGAGUUUGACGAUUCACGGUGAUUUGGAAGACGUGAAAGAGGAACCGGAGAUCACUCUUUUCUCUUCUCGCGGUUCUCGCUGGAAACGUUUCCGAACCCUCGCAAGUGCAGCGUUUUUCGGUCAAGGGUUUAAAAAAGGUAAACUGAUAAGAAUGAACCAAAACCUGUGCCAUUUUUUUGGACGAUCGCGGAGAGGCCAUUUGUCUUCUUUUUUUUAGAUACUUUUUUUCUGCUGCUGAAACUGAGACCAUUAUUUAUGAGAAAAUGAGCUUUUCAGCAUUUUUUUUCAUAGUUCUACAUGGGCAAUGUUUUCGAGUUACCUGCGUUAUAUUUUUGAAAAAACAUUCAUCAAAUGUUUAAAAUUGAUCUGCCACGUUCAUGAGCAUAGAGGAAUCGUCACAAGCCUUUUUUUGGUCAAACUUUGGUUUGUAAUCAGCGAAAGAACGCACCAAAGUUCAGGUUCACCCAAUCGUAGAAGAUAGUGCCACUCACUUGGUCAAGUUUUUGGAGCCUCAUGUCGACAGCGAACCAAUCAACAUUCACAAGUGAAAACCUGAAGCUCCAACUAUUGUUAAUUCACGAUUUUCAUUCAGAUUCUUCCAAGAAUACACCUUUGACGUCAUUAUGAGAAUAGCGAUGGGCCAAGAACACAGUGAAAUGUUCACUUCGGAUAAUGUCCAAUUGUUGAAAAACGUAACGAUAAAUGGAUAAUCUCAUAUAGUUUCCUAUCAUCCAGAUCUUUGCGAAGCCUCAUCUCACCAUGCCUUGGUAUUUGGCCCUCAUGUUUCCUGGUUAUGAGUACUACGUCAAAAAAGCUUUCAUCAAUCAUCCGAACGUGAAAGGAGGAGAUGUUGGGAAGUUGCUCCGUAUCUGCGUGCAGGCCGUGUCUUCGCGAAUUCAGCAAAGGGUAAUAAAUAAUCGUUAUUUCAUGCAACAACACUGGAACUUUCAAAAAUAAGUUCGUUUUUCAGGUCGAGUUACAAAAAAAUGGCGAAGACAUUCCAGAAGGCAACGACUUCAUCGACAUGUUUCUAGAUGCCUAUUCUGAAGAAGAUGUAGCUGAUGGCGCUUUCAGCAAAAAACAGGUCAGUUUAGUUGUAGCUGUAUUGAUUUCGUUCUCAUUAAGGUCGAGAAAAAAGUAACCGGACGAGAAAUCGCGGCUCAAUGUUUCGUCUUCCUACUCGCUGGAUUCGACACAACGGCUAACACACUGGCGUACACCUCCUAUCUUCUUGCCAAAAACCAGGAGGCAUUGAAAAAAGCUCAUCAAGAGAUCGAUGAAGUCUGCACUGAAGCGGUCAGACUCAUAUAAAAGCAGUCAGAACAAUUGUUCAACUUCCAGACCAUUAGCUAUGAACAAAUCAUGCAAUUGAAGUACUUGGACGCUGUUUCUAAAGAAGCCUUACGGCUGUAUCCUGUCGCAUCUUUGUGAGCUUUUCCCCGAAAAUCAUUUCAAAGUGAAUUUUUCAGUGCGAGCUCUCGAGAAUGCGUCGCGCCGACGACUCUUGGAGAUAUUCAAAUAGAAAAAGGAACACUCGUAGAAGCUGACGUCAUGACGAUUCAUCGAGAUAAAAACGUUUGGGGAGAAGAUGCUGAAGAGUUUCGUCCUGAAAGGUUGGUCUUUUCUCAGGGCUCAAUCCAGUUUCCGAAGGAUCAAGUUUUUGAUAAUUUCAACUUUCAGACUUGAAGACAAAGUCUUUGUAGUCUUUUUUUGAGAAAAUGUAGAUCAAGCUCAAGAUUUCACUUGAUUUUUAGAACUUUCAAACAAAAAACCGUGUUUUCGAGUCACAUUCUUUGAAUUUACAGAUGGUUCACCACUGAACGUCAUCUGAUGUCAUUCAUUCCAUUUGGAGCUGGACCACGUCAGUGCAUCGGAAUGCGGCUUGCCUUGGUUGAAAUGAAGCUGGCUUUGUGCCAUGUCCUCAAAAAGUACACUUUGACAUCAGGUCCAGCCACCGAGGUAUUCAGAAACGUGUGAAGAAAACUCAAACUGUGUUGUUUAGAAAGAACUCCGUCUUAGUGGAUGCUCAACGACUACACCAGAAAGCACUACAGUUUAUCUGAGAAAUCGAUAG
Molecule: messenger RNA, 5413 nt
Organism: Caenorhabditis auriculariae
Lineage: Eukaryota; Metazoa; Nematoda; Chromadorea; Rhabditida; Rhabditidae
Source: the annotation of a GenBank genome assembly